AUGCUGUCGGACAAAUUCACUUCUUUACUUGGGUUGCCCUUUGCCUCUCGCGCCGUCCUAAAAGCGCGCGAUCACGUCCAAAUAUAUCAUCAAUCACCGCCGAAGUACUGCAGAGACUCUCAAGAGAAUGGCGUAGUCUUUUCGAGACCACAGGCGGUGGUCACAUCAACGGAUGACGGCUUGCUUGACUUACAGAGUCCUCGUCUCAUCUGGGCUGGUAUCUAUGUCACUCCUCAGCACCGCCGCACGCCGCUGAUGGAGGCCGUUACUGUCUGCCGUCGGGCUAGCGAGAGCGUCAGGUUAGAUUCCUUGCGCUCUGAUGCAAGCCGAAUCAGUACUAUUCACCAAGGUUGCUCUCACUGUCAGGAACAAAAGGAGGUGCACUGUGUCGGGCACGCUUUGGGAAUCUGUCUCGCCUGA
Molecule: messenger RNA, 420 nt
Organism: Sparassis crispa
Lineage: Eukaryota; Fungi; Basidiomycota; Agaricomycetes; Polyporales; Sparassidaceae
Exons: 4
Coding region: 1-420 (139 amino acids)
Source: RefSeq, a predicted model, not a curated record